CCUCCGAGGGCUUCGACAAAACAAAUCGCUGUAAUGAAACUGAAGCAGAAAAGAAACUCAGCCAGCGCCGACAUUAUCACAAUGUGUAUCAUACGGAUCAGGCGGUGAUUUAGCUAACGACCCGGGGAACUAAUGUUGGCUAAAUAACCAGCCUUUUUUUUUUAUUGUUUUAACACCAUGAAUUUAAGAGGACUGUUUCAGGACUUCAAUCCAAGUAAGUUUCUGAUCUACUCCUGCCUGCUGCUGUUCUCCGUGUUGCUGUCCUUGAGGCUGGAUGGGGUCAUCCAGUGGAACUACUGGGCUGUGUUCACCCCGAUAUGGCUGUGGAAGCUGCUGGUCAUCAUUGGGGCCUCUGUGGGCACUGGAGUCUGGGCACACAACCCCCAGUACAGGGCUGAAGGGGAAACAUGUGUGGAGUUCAAAGCCAUGUUGAUCGCGGUGGGGCUCCACGUUCUGUUGCUGAUGUUCGAGGUGUUAGUGUGCCACCGCGUGGAGAGAGGAAACUACUUCUGGCUUCUCGUCUUCAUGCCGCUCUUCUUCGUGUCGCCUGUUUCUGUAGCAGCCUGCGUCUGGGGGUUUAGACACGACCGCUCCCUCGAGCUGGAGGUGUUGUGUUCAGUAAAUAUCCUCCAGUUCAUCUUCAUUGCGCUGAGGCUGGACAGGAUCAUCAACUGGCCUUGGCUGGUGGUGUGUGUCCCGCUGUGGAUCCUGAUGUCCUUCCUGUGCCUUGUUGUCCUCUACUACAUCAUCUGGUCUGUCCUCUUCCUCCGCUCCAUUGACAUCAUUGCAGAGCAACGGCGAACUCACAUUACCAUGGCAAUCAGCUGGAUGACCAUCGUUGUGCCCCUUCUCACCUUUGAGAUCCUCCUGGUGCACAAGCUGGACGGCCACAACAGUCUGAGCUACGUAUGUGUGUUUGUCCCGCUCUGGCUCUCGCUGCUCACGCUCAUGGCCACCACGUUUGGGCAGAAGGGAGGGAACCACUGGUGGUUUGGAAUCCGUAAGGACUUCUGCCACUUCCUGUUGGAGCUCCUCCCCUUCCUGCGCGAGUACGGUAACGUGUCCUACGACCUCCAACGCAGCGAGGACCCUGAGGCGGCUGAGGAUCUGCCCAUCCCCGAGCCGCCGCCAAAGAUUGCCCCCAUGUUCCACAAGAAGACCGGCGUGGUGAUCACACAGAGCCCCGGGAAGUACUUCGUCCCGCCGCCUAAACUCUGCAUCGACAUGCCUGACUAAUCUCAGAGCUGAAGUGGGGUGGGGGGGUGCUGUGCUCAGGUGUUCGAGUCACGGAGCCGAAACAGCAGAGCACACUGUGUUUGGUUUUUAUCUGCUGGCCUGAAGGAUUUUGCUCCCCUCCCCUAAACUCUGCAUCAGCAUGGCGGGCUGGGGUGACACACAAGUGCCAAUAUGGCGAUGGAGAACUAAUGGAUCCAGAAUCGUCACGUUGGUUUCACUGGCUGUUGAAGCAAAGACCUGGAGGAUUAAAUCAUGGAGCCAGAACAGCAGACUGCUUUCUUUCUCACCUGUAGGUGAAGUUUCACUGUGUUCCUUACUCCCAGUUUUAUCCGUUCUGAAGAAGCGUCUCACAUCAGGGGAAACCGAAGCGCUGGACCUGCGUGGACUUUAAACAUUUGACUCUAUAACAGCAGUAGAUGUUUGCUUUAGGUUCAAAGAGUGUCUGAAUCAAAGGUGACGCUUGCCUUGCUUUGUGAUGGGGACCAUUGGAGAGGCGCUCUGGCUUGAAUUUGGGAUCAGUGUACCCUUAUUGCUGUGUGUUCUCACAUUUGACCAUGCAGGUGGAGAAAACAAGCGCGGUGGGGUCAAAGGGAAGGGUCAGAUUUAUUCAGGUCUGUCUUGGUCAAAUGCUCACAUGCUGCCCCUGUGGACAGUGAAAGAGUUAUUAUCCCUCCUGCUCAUACUGGCUGUGAAGUGAUGCCAUCCUAAUGUGAUUCUGAUCCUCAGUUCUUGCUGUACGUAGAAACGUAUUCAAAAGUGCAGCCACACCGGAGCAUCUCUGAAGUGACAGUCCUGUCAGUACGAUUCCCUCUAGGGCCGUAACCAACGCUUGUUUUAAUCGUUGGUUAACCUGUCGAUUAUUUUCUCUGUUAAUCGAUUUAGUUGUUUGGCCUGUAAAAUGUCGAUCAGUGUUUCCCAAAGCCCAAGAGGACGUCUUCGGAUAUCUUGUUUUGUCCACAACCCAAAGAUAUUCAGUUUACUAUCAUAAAGGAGUACAGAAAUCAGAAAAUAUUCACAUUUAAGAAGCUUGACUGCUGGAGCCUCUUUAGCUUCAGCUGGAAGUCAGAAUGCAUCAUUAUAAGGACACUUGAUUUUGUCCCACGUUUCUUACAUUAGUGUUGAGCUUCAUGGCCAGUGUGGACAGAGAGAACGUUUACAGCAAUCAUUAACUCCUUUAAUGUACAGUACUUUGGGCAGAUCUGAACUAAUCUGAGCAUUUUCUUUAAAAAGAGAACAAUGGAAAUGGCACUUUGUAAAACCUGUCUGACCUGUCAGUUUUUUGUAUUCCUGUUUUUGUUGUUGAUGUAAAUAUCGGAAGUUGUUAAGUUAGGGACCAGAGUGGAGACGGCAGGGUUUGAAGGUGGGAGGCAGGGGGGGGGAAAGUGUAUUUGCAAACAAUCAUCCACUCCUGUUUCAAUGUAACAACCAUCUGUGCAAAUGCUCAGAGGUCACCAUAUUCAAUGAAGACAGAGUCAAACCGGUUGCGAACCACCGAAUAAGCUUCUCAAUUCCCUUUCUGGUUUGUCCAAAACUUUCUGCCAUUCGUAAUUGCACGGUAUCUCCCAUGUGAGACACCUAAUUCAAUAAAUACAUGUUUGGGGCCCUGUAACAAAUGGUGUAUUUGGGGGGCCGUGCUUUGCCAUCUGCUUGUUUAAAUAGAAAAAAUAAUAAUCCUACACAUUGGCUUUAACUAGUUUAUUUUUUUUUUAUCCACAUGUGAGUAGUGAAACUCCUGCGAUUCCCUGUCUGUGUGCGCACAUUGCCAGAUUUCCUCACUUUCUCAAGUUACUCAGAGUAAAACUACGUCUCUUGUGUUAUUUUUGUUGGACAGGCUGACUGCUGGAGUGUCCAGCAUGCUGUGUGUACAUUUAUUUUCUACAUAUUGUCUUUUUUUCCCAUUAAAUUGGUCUGAUUUGCUCAUUACUCUGCUGUCUAAUGCUGCACGUAGAGCAACCUGAGGUUCUCCUGGUGAUGGCUGGUGGAUUUCCAGCAAGCACCAGACAUUGUCCACAUAUUUAUUUUAGAAUUCAACUGAGGAAAAAUACAAAUCCAGCCUUAAACCGCAUGAUGUCAUAAUGUUACGUCAGUCAUUUGCAUCAAAUCAUGUGAUGUACUUGAUUUACCAGUCUCAAGUGCAGUAGCGGUAAUGGAUGACUUCCUGCACUGCAUCACAUACUCAGGCUACAGUCGGUGUUUCUUCUUCUUGCCUGCGUUUGGCCAGUCGUCCACAUGAGGUAGAAGAAGGAUACUGAUUAGUGGCUGCUGUGAGUUUUCAUGUGCAGGGUUAUAAGUCUCCUUCAGCUUCUGCACAUUGAGCAUAUCAAAUGUAGUCAGAAUGAUGCGCUGAUGUUGUUUACUGAAAACAGCUGGGUCAAGUAAAAUGUUUCAGUUAAUUAGCUGCAUAAACUUUGCACAACCAGCA
Molecule: messenger RNA, 3658 nt
Organism: Micropterus salmoides (largemouth bass)
Lineage: Eukaryota; Metazoa; Chordata; Actinopteri; Centrarchiformes; Centrarchidae
Gene: tmem185a
Product: transmembrane protein 185
Exons: 7
Coding region: 178-1236 (352 amino acids)
Source: RefSeq, a predicted model, not a curated record